AUGUACCAUCUAGCUAAGUCGCUGUAUAUGUACGCUACCAGCAAAGAGGAAUACUCCGUCCUCCUUCUCGGCCUAGACAAUGCGGGCAAGACUACGCUGCUCUCCCAGAUCAAAGCCCUCUACCAGCCUCGAGCUGACGGCACGUCCGCGCCCAAUCCCGGCAAAACCGUACCUACGGUCGGUCAGAAUGUCAGCACAAUAUCCCUACCGGACAUGUACUUGAAAAUCUGGGACGUCGGCGGGCAGAUAUCCAUGCGGAACCUAUGGCAAAGCUACUAUUCUAGCUGUCACGCGAUCGUUUUUGUGGUGGAUAGUACGGAUGUUGGACAGAAUCCUGAUAUCACGCGCCUACCUUCCUUGUCAGCGGCGACCGGUAGCUCUCGGAAACCAUCGACUUCAAAGCAUGGCACAGGGGCGGCGGAUGCAUCGGCGGAAGCGGAAGUGGACGGCGACGGCGAUGGUGACGAUGACAGCGCAACAACUUUCGCCGAACAAAUCGCCGGCAUCAAUGCUGCGGGUAGUGACUUUGGCCGACUAGACGAGUGUCGUCAGGUGCUGGAAUCCGUGCUUCGCAAUGCCGACGUCGCAGGUGUGCCAAUCCUUGUCCUGGCGAAUAAACAGGAUCGGGAAGACUCUGUGGAGGUUGUCCGGAUCAAGGAGGGGUUCGUGCGGAAGGUAUUCGAGGGAGAGGCUGGUGGAGUCGUGCGUGAUAGUCGUGUUCUGCCUAUCAGUGCCCUGAUGGGGUCAGGGGUGCGAGAGGCUGUUGAAUGGGUGCAGAGUCGGGUGAAGUGGAAUAAGGAGGGGAGACCGCCCGUUAUGAGGUGA
Messenger RNA from Aspergillus mulundensis, 825 nucleotides. Its product is annotated as ADP-ribosylation factor family protein. The coding region runs from base 1 to 825 and encodes 274 amino acids. NCBI's taxonomy places the organism in Eukaryota, Fungi, Ascomycota, Eurotiomycetes, Eurotiales, Aspergillaceae. Gene Ontology annotation, cellular component: Golgi apparatus. The transcript is spliced from 2 exons. The record is from RefSeq and is a predicted model, not a curated record. Gene Ontology annotation, molecular function: GTP binding; GTPase activity. Gene Ontology annotation, biological process: protein localization to organelle; Golgi to plasma membrane protein transport; intracellular protein transport.